Messenger RNA from Westerdykella ornata, 1580 nucleotides. Its product is annotated as glucosamine-6-phosphate isomerase. The coding region runs from base 1 to 1254 and encodes 417 amino acids. Gene Ontology annotation, molecular function: glucosamine-6-phosphate deaminase activity; identical protein binding. Gene Ontology annotation, cellular component: cytoplasm. Gene Ontology annotation, biological process: N-acetylglucosamine catabolic process; N-acetylneuraminate catabolic process; D-glucosamine catabolic process. NCBI's taxonomy places the organism in Eukaryota, Fungi, Ascomycota, Dothideomycetes, Pleosporales, Sporormiaceae. The transcript has 6 exons. The record is from RefSeq and is a predicted model, not a curated record.
AUGGGAACCGGGCCCACUAUUGGAGUGAACGAACCCAUCUGCCAUCCAUAUCCGAGGCUCAUCAUUCGAGACAGUCGGGAGCAAGCCUCUGCAUACGUUGCGGAUUACAUUAUUGACCGCAUCAACGCCUUCAAGCCAACUCCCGAGAGACCUUUUGUGCUUGGUCUCCCUACCGGCAGCAGCCCCGUCCUUGUAUACGAGAAGCUGGUUCGGCGCCAUAAGCAAGGCGACGUCUCUUUUCGCAAUGUGGUCACCUUCAAUAUGGACGAGUACGUCGGGAUCCCGCGCGAACACCCAGAGUCCUACCACAGCUUCAUGUACAAGCACUUCUUCGACCAUGUAGAUGUCCAGCCUGCAAAUAUCAACAUCCUCAAUGGCAAUGCCCCCGACCUAGAAGCCGAAUGCGACGCGUAUGAAGAGAAGAUCAAGAAAGUCGGUGGCAUUGAGUUGUUCUUGGGGGGCAUCGGUCCCGAUGGCCACCUUGCCUUUAAUGAGCCUGGGUCCAGUCUCAAGUCACGCACUCGCGUCAAGACAUUGGCUUACGACACCAUCAUUGCCAACUCCCGCUUCUUUGGCAACGAUCUCUCCAAGGUCCCCAGGAUGGCCUUGACGGUUGGCAUCCAGACUGUUCUGGAGGCCCGCGAGGUCGUCAUCAUUGUGACUGGUGCCCACAAGGCAGUGGCUCUCCAAAAGUCGAUUGAGUGUGGUGUCAACCACAUGUGGACGCUGUCGAGCUUGCAGCUCCACCGACACCCAAUGAUCGUAGUAGACGAGGAUGCCACUCUGGAGCUCCAGGUCAAAACCGUCAAGUACUUCCAGAGCAUCGAGAAAGUCAUAGACGGCGUUGGCCUGGCCCAGAAGAUGCCGCAAAAGCGGGAUUCUGUCGUGGAAGACCAGGUUUCUCUGACUCGCCAGGUUCAAGUCAACGGUGAAGGCCAAAGUGGCGAGGAAAGGGAAAAAGAAAGCAAUCUUCAAACCGCCGCCGAUCCAGCCCUCUCAAUUCCCACUGCCAGCGCUGUGGACGGUCCCUCGAAACAAGGACGCAGUGGCAUCCACGAGCUGUUUACGGCAGUGCUGGCUUCCGAUAUCCAGGAGCCCAUCUUUGACGCAAUGCAUACUCGCAUUGAUCCGCACCAGUACGAUGGCGUCGACGUGCCUACUCUUCCCGACGAUCCGAUGAUCGAGAGCAUGUCCGCUCGCGUUGAGCGUCUCAGGCGCGAGUCGCAAGUGGAGCUUCAACGGAAUUCAUCGUAGGCCUGCACGCAGGCUUCCACCUAUCUUUUCUAUCCAGGUCCGUGGAAAAUUGAAGUGUCUCUGGAAGUCCGGAGUCUGUAUUUGGUUUUCGGGAGUCGUCCGAAUUUACCACAUUCGUUUAGGUCUGUGAGUAGUAGGUCGGUGGAGAGCUACCGCUUAAAAUGUGGGUAUACUGUCGUCUCGCUUUUUCAACGAGAUAUUGUUAUUGGUGCAACGUAGACAACUAGAGGAGAUGCGAUCACGCUGUCAUGAUUUUGAGAUACCCCUUUGUUGCAUGCGCCAGUUGUGGCACCCAUUGUUGUUGUAAAAUAAUGUAUAUAUCAUCC